Messenger RNA from Cyprinodon tularosa, 3221 nucleotides. Its product is annotated as carbohydrate sulfotransferase 8-like. Gene Ontology annotation, molecular function: sulfotransferase activity. The transcript has 5 exons. Gene Ontology annotation, biological process: carbohydrate biosynthetic process; proteoglycan biosynthetic process. Gene Ontology annotation, cellular component: membrane. Bases 519 to 1829 code for a protein of 436 amino acids. Lineage: Eukaryota; Metazoa; Chordata; Actinopteri; Cyprinodontiformes; Cyprinodontidae. The record is from RefSeq and is a predicted model, not a curated record.
AUUCGCAGCUCCCCCCUUUUUCUUUUUUUAUCAGCGUCUUCAUCGUCGCGAAGACAAAGAGGAGCUCCGCAAAGUGAAGAUGGGCUGCCAUUUGUGCUGGGAGAAGCCGCUGUUUUAAACUCACUUCCUUUUUUUGUUGUUUUUUGUUUUGCAAGCGUCCCCGCCCGGAGGCUUAGAAAGGAGGCGCCGGUCCUCGGGGACUCUCAGCGGGUUGGGAUGCGCAGAGAUGUGAGUGUAAAAUAGAGCGAGCGGGGGAUUGUGAUUGGCCGCGCUCAUCUCUGAAAGCUGCCAAGGAGCAUCGGGCGAGGCAUGUUAGAGAAUUCACAGGGAAGCAUCAAACUUGGAGAAGACGAGUGUCGACGCGUCCGCAGCAGCGUCAGACUGUGCAGGUAAACUUGCAUCGUUUCUCCGCUCGACAGAAGAGGCGGAAGCGCUCUCCGUGGUGCUGAAACGGGUGGGCUUGGCUGUUCAACUAGUGAAGAAGAGGAGAGGACUGUGUUACUUUGUUUCCUGGCGUCAUGGUAGAUGUUGGAGCUCUGAUUAGGACCUAUUACAUACGAACCUUCCUGUGCCGUGUCAUGGUGUGGAUGAAGUUAAGGGUGGAAAUGGAUUCCCGGUGGAUGCGACUAAAGAGAAUGCCUCGCUCAUUCUGGUUCAUCCUGCUUUUUGGAGUUGGAGGUGCGCUUCUCUUCCUUCACCUGGAGGACCUGUCAGAGAUGCUUCUGUCACAAGCCCCUGGAGCGAUGUUCCAAAGCUCUCCACGGCAGUCCAAAGAGGGCCUCCAAGCUGCAGAAGCCAACCCCGUCUCCCCAAUGCAGCACCCGAACGUUGAGGAGAGCAAACUGAAAGCUGCAACCGUCUCUCAGGAGCAGGAAAUCAGCUCCCCUCAAAUUACCAAGAGACAACGCAAACUACUGAAAACAAGUCCUCAGAUCAUUCACAGCAAAAAUGUCUCACUAACUUCUCCUCCUGGUUCUACUCUAGAAGAAAGCUCUACUAACCUCUUCAGGAUAGUAGAAACAAGGAAGCAGGUAAUGAAGAACAUGUGUGCAAAAUAUAAAAGCGGCAUCUCCAGGACAAUCACCCCUAAUCAUGUGAAGUACAUAUAUGUGGAGGAUAAAUACAAAGUACUGUACUGUGAGGUGCCCAAAUCAGGUUGUUCCAACUGGAAAAGAACCCUUAUAGUGCUGUCGGGGAAGGCAUCCAACCCGGACAGUCUUAAACAUGAACAGGUACACUACGGAGGGUUCCUCAAGACCCUCAACAGGUACGACCAAAAGGAAAUCAUGCACCGUCUACAAACCUAUAAAAAAUUCAUGUUUGUGCGCGAGCCCCUCGAUAGAGUCGUCUCGGCAUACAGGGACAAGUUUGAGAAUCCCAACGACUACUACCACAAACUGUUUGGAAAACCCAUCAUAUCAAAGUACAGGGUGACCCCAUCUGCAGAAGCCCUUCAAACUGGCAAUGGGGUAACAUUCAAGGAGUUUGUCCAGUACUUGCUGGAUGGCCACCGGCCGGUGGGAAUGGACAUCCACUGGGAGCAGAUGAACAAGCUCUGCCACCCCUGUCUCAUAGACUACGACCUGAUCGGUAAGUUUGAGAACAUGGAGGAGGAGUCUGACUUUCUCCUGCGGAUGAUCGGAGCACCGCAAACCCUGAAGCUACCUAGUUUUAAAGACAGGAAUCCAAAAGAUGCACGGACCUCUAAAGGAAUCACAGAAAGAUACUUUUCUCAACUUAGCUUAAUGGAGAGACAGAGAGUUUAUGACUUCUACUACAUGGACUAUCUGAUGUUUAACUACUCCAAGCCUUUUAAUGAUCUUUACUAAUCUGUCAUGUGCCAUUGCUCUGUAAUCAGUUACAUUCCACAUCUGCAUCUAUACAGUGAUAUUGAUCUUAACCACAAAAACAUAAUCAGUCAUAUCAUUUGGUACCAAAUUGACAAAAAUGUUUUUUUUUCAAAGUUUUAGACUUUAUGGACAUUAAUCCUAGAUUAAGUGGAAGUUGUUAUAGAUGUAGGUAGUUAUGGGCAAUAGAAAUGAGAGUGCUCUUAAAAAAACUACUGUUUUUAUUAAAUGAAAAUAUCCUGAGUAAAUCAGAAGGCAGUUUGAAAGUGCAUUGAGAAAAAAGAAAAAACCUAUCUAAACCAACUGUGAUUUCCAAAAAAUGAAUUUCUGCAUUUGUUAAAUGAUGAACUGACUAUGUCGAAGCCAUGCCCUGAUACUGUCAAUCCCAGAGAACAAAGACUUUUCUUUAAUAUAAAGUUGUUUGACAACAUGAAAUUGGCUAAAAGUUCUUGAAUAGUUUCACACACCAUCUCAGUCUAAAAGAAAAGGAAGACAGCUUGUUAAAAAAAAGUAAUGGGAUGUGUGCAAAGUGGAAACUAAUGCUGAGCAAGAACAGUCUCUAAAGCGACGAGACAAACCUGGACUUUUGUGGAGGUGUGUAUCCUGUUUUAUUUAACAUAAAGCCAAGAGCGCUUCAGAAUAGAUAUGACCGUACAAAUCAUCGAACAUGGUGGUGAUAGUGUGACGGACUGGGGCUGCUUCCGGACCAAUAUGGCUACUUUUAAUGAAUUUCUGAUACUGGAUAACUCCAGAAGGAGAAAAUACCCAACCAACAGUUUGUGAUCUGUUCACAGGCCUUUCUGUUACACAGCCGAAAAACUUUCCCCCAAAGUUCACCAGAAACUUCACCUUUAAUGUCUCAAAACAAUAAAGGUUUUUGAGGGGUCUAGUCAGUCUAGACUUAAAGGUACAUAGUCACAAUAAUAGAUUUUUUUUUUAUUAUUACCAUUAACUCAAUGUGGUUGCACAUAGCCUUUUUAUGACAAAUUAUAACCUUUUACUGGCGUUGUAUUUGGGUUUUUAAUGUCCUUUAAGCUUUAUUUUAGUCAGUUUGAUGGUAAAUAAAGCCAUUCUGUGUAUAUUUACAAUAACCACAUCAUGUGACUUGGAUUACAUUUCUGCACAUGAGUAUAUUUGGUCAAUAAGCCGAAGCAAUGGAGCGAUUGUGAAACUACCAGUGUAGUUGUGAAAAAAGUGAAAAGUCCAAGAUUAAGUGUAAAAAGGCACACGAUGACUGGAGUUGCACCGAGAAAACGGUCUGACUGUUCAGGAAGCUUUCCGAUAUCAAAGUUAAUCGACACGUGAGAACAUUUCCUUGCUAACAGUGCUACUGGUGUUACAUUAGUAAUGUUUUUAAGCCGUCAGACGUGUUGG